UACCCACGUAGAGGACUAGCCGAAUUGAGCAUCGACCUCGGCAUCUGUCAAGCUAUCCCGUGGAGAGACAAGGUCUACAAUACUUUAGUCCCCACGUCUCGAUGUACCUCGUUGAUGGACAUGUUCAACAAUCUGAUUACUUUUCACUCAAUAGCCGCGGGAGAUAUACCUUAUACAAAGCAAAGACGACAAGAUCUACGCGCCCGAGCUGCAUGAAGACGUCUUAAGAGCUGAAGUCAACACACGAGCGCUCACCUUAGCACACCGAGGAUAAUAGUAGUAUAUAUCGUACGAGUGAGACCAACGUCAAUAUCAACCAAACCUGACCGACAUACACACCUCACACACAACAAGAUGUCAUCAACACCUCCAUCAACCCUUCGCACACCUCCUCCCAGCACACUCAACACCCUCACGCUCUUCCCAACACCCUCGACCCUACUCAUCGUUCUCAACAACCCCAAAGGUCUAAACUGCAUAUCUGUCCCCCAACACUGGGCCCUCGACGCCCUCCUACAAUGGUACGACAACGAACCCUCCCUCCGCUGCGCAGUCAUCACAGGUAGUGGCCGCGCAUUCUGCGCCGGCGCCGACCUGAAGGAGUGGAACGAAUCCAACGCCGCCGCGAAAAAAGGCGGCGCCGGCCACCGGACCAUGCCGCCCUCAGGUUUCGGCGCCAUAAGUCGACGCGCAGGCAAGAAACCCGUCAUCGGGGCCAUCAACGGUUUAGCAUUCGGCGAAGGAAUGGAGAUGGUGGCUAACCUCGACCUCGUGGUCGCUGCGAAAUCAGCGCUGUUCUCGCUACCUGAAGUCAAGAGAGGCUUGUACGCAAUGGCUGGCGCCCUGCCACGACUUGUGCGCACUGUCGGCAAACCGAGGGCCAUGGAGAUGGCACUUACAGGCCGGACGGUUACUGCGGCAGAAGCACUGACCUGGGGGAUAUUGAAUGCUGUGACCGAUGAUGCGCCUGCUGAUGCCGACAUCCUGAACAGGCCAGUCGUGAAGAAAGCGCUCGAGUAUGCUGAGCAGAUCUCCAAUAACAGUCCGGACAGCGUCAUCAUCAGUAGGGCUGGAGUCGUAUCGGGUUGGGAAGACGGAAGCGCCGAGCAUGCGACUCAAGCAGUCAUCGACGUAUAUCAAAAAAGGUUGAACGAGGGAGAAAACUUUCACGAGGGUAUCAAAGCAUUUGUCGAGAAAAGAUCCCCGCAAUGGGUGGGCAGCAAACUCUGAAGAGGAAGAUAGAAUAGAGAGAUUAAUUGAAGUUUGGGUUCAGUGUGCUGUCUCUAGACAGGCAACAAGUCCAAAGUCGUAUCGUGGACGAUGAGUACGCUUUGGGUUUCUUUUGGUUGUUCUUUGGCAGGCUGCUCCGAUUAAACAGCUCGAACUUUGCCCAAUCUGCCACGCUUCCCAAAUUCUGAUUCUGGCAUG
Messenger RNA from Exophiala viscosa, 1428 nucleotides. RefSeq names its product ClpP/crotonase-like domain-containing protein. NCBI's taxonomy places the organism in Eukaryota, Fungi, Ascomycota, Eurotiomycetes, Chaetothyriales, Herpotrichiellaceae. The record is from RefSeq and is a predicted model, not a curated record. Gene Ontology annotation, cellular component: mitochondrion. Gene Ontology annotation, biological process: fatty acid beta-oxidation. The transcript is spliced from 2 exons. The coding region runs from base 355 to 1230 and encodes 291 amino acids. Gene Ontology annotation, molecular function: enoyl-CoA hydratase activity.